Messenger RNA from Corythoichthys intestinalis (scribbled pipefish), 4202 nucleotides. Its product is annotated as rap1 GTPase-activating protein 2-like. Gene Ontology annotation, molecular function: GTPase activator activity. NCBI's taxonomy places the organism in Eukaryota, Metazoa, Chordata, Actinopteri, Syngnathiformes, Syngnathidae. Bases 1103 to 3094 code for a protein of 663 amino acids. Gene Ontology annotation, biological process: regulation of small GTPase mediated signal transduction; activation of GTPase activity. Gene Ontology annotation, cellular component: plasma membrane; cytoplasm. The record is from RefSeq and is a predicted model, not a curated record. The transcript has 24 exons.
UAUAGCAUGAAGAGGAAAUACUUACAUUCGUUCAUGGACGCACAGAUUAUACUUCCUCUAAAAGGUAGCCGUCCUCUGCUAGAAAUGCGCACUUUACGCCUAUUCUCGGUCCCAGAAUAUGCAGCGCGCAUGACGUAGAACAAUAACAGGAACUAACUGACUGGUUGCUAUGGGAACGAACGCAUACCAAUGGAAUCUUCCUAACAGGAGUAUUAAAAUUGCUAAUAAAAUCGUUUAGAAUUAUUUUAGAUGCAUAUACGUAUGUUAUAUUUUUCUUAUAGUGUAUUCGACGAGGAAUACGAUAGACCCAUUAAUAGACUUUUUAGGAAAAAUCACCAUUUCUUUAAGUAGUCUCAUGAGUCAUGACAUGGCCUGUAAAGUCAAUGUAAUUUCACUUGGCAACGCCUCUCUCCAGGUUACACUUGAUGAGAAAUCUCGCCAUUGGUAAAUAUAUUUUCGCGCUUGUCGAUUCGCAAGUGUGUAACAUGCGCAAAUUUUAAAAUGUAAAUCGUGCUGGUUGGAACCGAUAAGAGAAUCGUUAGAAAAAUUGCCAAUCGAUUCCAUGGUAUCCGAACACUCGGAACCGGUUCUCUUUAAGAACCGGUUCUCGAAUCCCAUCCCUAGUACUAAUAGUUUUGGCUAGCACUGUAUAGCGAAUUUAACUAUAAUGAACAAUUUUAGAUUAGGGUUGGAAUGGAAGCUAAUUAACGCUAAUAUGCUAGCAAUCUACCUGUGUGUAUAAUUGUAACAUAAUAAUAAUAACAACAUGAAUAAGGUGAUACACACAGGCAGCCAACAACCUCACUAGCUUUUUACAUGACAAUGCAUUAAUAAUCGGAAAACAUAAAUGCAGUUUUUUUUCUUAAAUUUAGAAUGGCCCCCACAUGUAUGAAAAGUUAUUUAUUUUCAUAUGCGUAAAUUCCAUUUUAAAACAUCACUAUCAGCUUGUAAAUAAUCAAUGUGAUGUCAUAAAUUGUAAACAGUCACUUAGAGAGAAAGAGAGAGAGUAGAAUUGGGAGAAAGAGAGAGAGAGAGAGAGAGAGAGAGAGAGAGGCUGCAUCUCAUCAGACUUGGAUACUCAGUUACCGACGGCAACAGAGCAAUGCUGCACGACCACUGUAAACAAGAACUCCAGGCGGCCUCCAAUGGCGCCGAUGUCGACUGCCCGCCGCCCUCGCCUCCCCGCACCGCACCUCCCACCACCAAGUCGGCCCAUUUCUUUGACACUAUGGACAAGAUGGAGCAGGUUCCAGAAGCUGCUGAGAUGAAGGCCGUCCCUCCGAGGCAGAAGGAUGACUACAUACCUUAUCCAAGGAUUGAGGAGGUAUUGGAGAAGGGAGGACCAUUCCCCCAAGUCAUCCUCCCCCAGUUUGGAGGUUACUGGAUAGAGGACCCCGAGGAAGCAGCGCCCCUUCCCGCCACCGGUAGAGACGAAGUGUUAGAAGGAGUAGACGAGGCACAGGAAAACGCAGGGGGCGGCUAUCGUCUGGAAGAGUCCAACCAAGCCGCACGGGCGUACAGGAAGUACUUUUUGGGCAAGGAGCAUUUAAACUUUUCUUGCCCGUGCAGCAGUGUCGGAAACUUGUUGUUGUCUGUCAGGCAUGAAGAGGAGAAUCAGCAGGAACACCUCCACAUCAUCAUCAGGUCUCGAGUGAAGACAAUCUAUCAACGGCUGUCGGUGACAGAACUGCCCGAUAUACCGAGUGUGCAAGAGCUGGUUAAGCUGCUAGGCGAAGACGCAGCCGGCCUCCGUUUCAGUCCUGUCCUCUACCCGAAGGCGUCUCAGCUGAUUGUCAACUACGACGAGCACGAGGUCAACAACACGUUUAAGUUUGGAGUCAUUUUUCAACGCUUUGGACAGGUUUCCGAGGAAGAGCUGUUCAGGAACAACGAAGAAACGCCAGCGUUCCAAGAGUUUCUCCAGCUGCUGGGCGACACUGUGAAACUACAGGACUUUAAAGGGUUUCGGGGAGGUCUGGAUGUGUCCCACGGUCAGACGGGUUCUCAGUCAGUUUAUACGGUCCACAGACAGCAAGAGGUCAUGUUCCAUGUCUCCACCAAGCUUCCCUUCACAGAGGGAGACAGCCAACAGCUCCAGAGGAAGCGUCACAUAGGAAACGACAUCGUAGCCUUAGUGUUCCAGGAGGAGGCCACCCCCUUCGUGCCAGACAUGAUCGCUUCCAACUUCUUACAUGCCUUCGUCCUCGUGCAGGUGGAGGAUCCCUGCUCGGAGAACACCAGCUACAAGGUGUCCAUUACGGCACGAGAGGACGUGCCACCGUUUGGCCCCCCUCUACCGAACCCAUCUGUUUUUAAGAAGGGUCCAGCGUUUCGUGAAUUUCUCCUCACUAAGCUCAUCAACGCAGAGCUGGCCUGUUACAAGAGCAUCCGUUUCGCUCGACUAGAGGAGCGAACCAGGUCCGCCCUCCUGGACACCCUCAACGACGAGCUGCAGAGACGCUCCCAGAGAAUGCUGGGAUUGACGCAGACUCUCGACGAGGAGGCGCGGGCCGAAAAUGGACAUGCACACGGAGGUCUGCUGGAAUCCAUCAAGAGGGCCAUGCGAGGACGAAGCGUCUCCAUGGAGACCAUGUCAAGGGGUGGCGGCGGGUUGCCGACCAGUCUGAGUGGCGGGGGGUUGGCGCAUAUUAGUGCAGAGUGUAACGUGAAGUCUCCGGUGAAACGAAGAUCGGGGCUGUUCCCUCGAUUGUUGAGUAUCGACAGCCAAACAGACAAGCACAACCAGAGAAGUUUCCUCGGUGACCAGAGGAGCUUCGACGGUUGUCAGCCCAUGUUGGAGGUGAAGUCAGAGCUUCCGUCCAAUCCCAGCUCUCCAGAGGCGGGGCAACGAGACAGAAUUUGCAUGAAAAAGGAUAGCAGUAAAAUUUCCAGAUCCACUUCCAGCACAUGCAGCUUCAGCCUCCCCGCAGAUGAAACCCAUCAGCUUGUCCAUGCGGUGACAGGAGAGGGUCAAAGUUCAAAUCCGCUCACCAUCUGUCGGAGCCCCACAGAGAUGAAAAAUAAGAACUCCCCACGAUCCAACCUCAAGUUUCGGUUCGACAAACUGAGCCACUCUGCGGCGCAGGGACACUAGACCUAAAGGACAAAAAAGACCCUCGAUCAUCCAAAAGAUGGAUUUGCGUGACCAAAGAGGACGACGGCGCGGCACAGUGACUUUUGCUACGUGGCUUCAAUCAUUUCCAACUAGUUUUUCUGUCAUAUCUGAUUUUGAAUGGUUGGCACUUUGCAAGUCAGCCCUACGUGAAUGGCCGAUGAAUGAGUCAUUUCAGCAGAACCAACCCUCAAGAUGUCACAGCGCUACCACUCACUUAGCAGCACUGGCUUGGAGGCGAGUGACAAGAGGAAACUAGUUAAAUGAAUCAUGGGAAAUCUAGAUGAGCUAAUUCCAUCAUCCUGCUCUUCUUUUAUGGCCUUUCCCAUUUGUUUUUGAAAAUAUGUAGUACAACAAUUCUCAAACACUGCAGUAUCAGCACCUUGGAAUCUGAUUUGAUCAGUUUCAGUCAACUAGAGCAGUAAAACUGUCAUAGAUGUAUGCAUUAAAUUCAAUACUAAUGUCAGGGAGAGAAACCCAAGAGGGUUGACACUGAAAAUUGUAUUUUUGUGUGGAAUAUAAUUGACAAAUGCAGCACUUUCUUCCCGCAAUAAUAGGAGAUAUUUUUAUCACUUAAAAGAAGUCCAACAACAGGAGUUGUAAUCAGAAAUUGGAAGAAAAUAUCACAUUGCCACAUCCACCCAUAUUUAUUUUGAAUAUAGAUUUUCGACACACUCAGAGAUGCCAGACCCUAAGUAGGCCUGCACUUUUUAAAAUCAUAAUUGACUGAUGAUAAUUGAUUGAAUACUAUUUAGUUGACUAAAACAGUUUGAGAAGCACUGGUUUAAACAAUUCCAGUAUGUCAUGAACUCCACCGCCUUCACGCUGAAAGCACAAUAUAUUUUGUUCCCUCUGUGUGUAAAGAAGAUGUUCAAAUGUAGCAUGUUUGUUUCUGUCACUACAUCCUGAUCGAGAUGAUCAUUUGUGCGUGUUUAUUUCACGUAAAAUGUUGCUGUUUGUUUCUAUGAAUGCAAAAGGCACUGUAAAUGAAGUAAAUGUAAAAUUGCUACACUUCCAGGCAACAAAAUUCAAUAAAGUUUCAUCAAAAUGAGUUCUUAACGUGAUGCUCAACCGACACUAAUAUAUUGUG